AUGGCCAAGAAACUCUGUAUAGAAACUGGGGACGACCGGUACCGCGUCUGGGGAGAGCCCGGAGAGGAGACACGGCCGAAAUUGAGUGCCAUGAUUAAGAUGCCGUGUACUUGGCCAAUCAUGUUUGUUCUCACUGAACCCAUCGUGACUAGUAUAUGCAUUUGGGUCUUUUUCAUGUCCGGCGUGCUCUACGUCCAGAUCGGAUCUGUGUCCGGAGUUUUCAAGCACAUAUAUCACUUCAACGUCGGGCAGAGUGGAUUAGUGUUCAUUAUCGUCGUUGUGGGAAGUAUCCUGGGACUCCUUGCCAAUUUCUACCAGGAUGUGCUGUACCGGAAAUGCGUGUCUCAGAGGGGCCCUGAAGCAAGGCUAUACAUCGCUUGUUUAGUUGCACUCUUGCUACCUAUAUUCAUCUAUGCAUGGACAGCGGACUCUCGCAUGUUCUGGACGUGGCCUGUUGUCGGUUUAUCGAUCUUCAUGUUUUGUUCAUUUGUUUCGUACCAGGUGGUUUUCAUUUAUCUGGCAGACUGGGAAGUCUCUCGUACCAUCUCCACUGGUUUAGCUCGUAAUAUGGGUAGCUUUGGAUUCCCCCUCUUCUCCCACAUAAUGUUCAAGAAGCUCACAUACAAAUGGGCCAACACUAUCUUUGGUGGCGUCGCUGUCCUCCUGAUUCCAGUCCCUUUCAUUCUUUUCUUGUAUGGACCCUCACUUCGAAAACGGAGCACAAUGUACAGCCAGCUAAUGCAAGAUGAAGAAAAACCAGAACAGUUUGAAUUUCCUAAAUCCCAGCUAGACUAGGCUCGGGUUGAUCCGUGUAUGAGCUUCCAAUUCAUGGUCUGUAUCACGUUCCUUACUCGCAGUGUCGAUCUCAAUGCACAAUGGUGCAAACAGCCUCUCAUUCAUUUUUUUGGACUCGAUUUACAGAGUAUUAUAAUUCCAGCAUCUACCUACUUGUAAUCUCCGCAACAGACGAGGAUUAGCCUCAUACAUUCAUUUAGAAGGGCAGUUUUCUUUUCCACGAAUACUUUCAUUUGUAGCAUAUUAUUCUACUAGUAUGAGGUAUCUGUAUGACUAUAGUGCGUCUUAAUUGUUCAUCCCCGUCAGGAAGGGAACUUUUCCAAUACUAUGCACUGUGUACGACAACAUCGUUCCUUUGUUUGGAACGACAGGAAUAUUUGGACCAUUUCUUGUUCUUCCAUGGUCCCAGAGCAGUACAUU
This is a messenger RNA of Suillus fuscotomentosus, 1215 nucleotides long. RefSeq lists its product as uncharacterized. Gene Ontology annotation, molecular function: transmembrane transporter activity. The record is from RefSeq and is a predicted model, not a curated record. Gene Ontology annotation, biological process: transmembrane transport. The transcript is spliced from 10 exons. Bases 1 to 795 code for a protein of 264 amino acids. NCBI's taxonomy places the organism in Eukaryota, Fungi, Basidiomycota, Agaricomycetes, Boletales, Suillaceae.